Messenger RNA from Sabethes cyaneus, 1580 nucleotides. RefSeq lists its product as uncharacterized. The record is from RefSeq and is a predicted model, not a curated record. NCBI's taxonomy places the organism in Eukaryota, Metazoa, Arthropoda, Insecta, Diptera, Culicidae. The coding region runs from base 54 to 560 and encodes 168 amino acids. The transcript is spliced from 4 exons.
AACACUUGAUAAUUUUGUUACGUGUAGACACUGCAAUUCGACAAAUCAAUAACAUGUUAAAACUAAUUGGUCUUAGCUGCCUAUUCGUUACAUGUACCGGCGUUCCAUUCAUUAACUGGAAGAUUGGUGAUCAAAACAGUAACGGAGGGCCAACGAUCUUCAAUAAACUACAGGAUUUCGGUGAAAAGGUUUACGAAGGUAAAAGAAAUUUUCUGAACGGAAUCAACGAGAAGGUUUCAAAUCUGUUGUGGAUUCCACCCUUAUCAACCACUACUGAAUUGAUAGCUACGAGUACGCGGACAACUACAACUACAACUACGACUAAUGCUCCAGUGAAAAUUCCUCAGCACGUUCCGUAUGAGGAAGACGAGCGUUUGAUAUUUUCCAGUAACGAUAAUGACGCCGAUCAUUACACUCUAAACUUGGCUAUUUACGCAAGGAGCAGCUUUCUUUCUCCCGAGGAGUUCAAUCAGGAGCACUCUCUAACUGCCUUCGGGUCGACUCUAGCUGUGAAAGUAAAUAACAACUUUAGUUUGCUGAAAAAUAACUUGUCACAAUAAAUUUAUUUCAAAAAUAUUAAUACGUGAUCGGAUAUAUUGUAUCAUUGAAUAUGUUCGGUUGUUGCUGAUGUUGUUGAUUCAACUGAAUGUUUCGGCAUUGACACGGAUUGCCCGUUCAUGGUCAUUACGGUUGCAGGAGGAUGGUCGCAGCCUACCAUCGCUGAUUCGUACGAGUCCAUCGAAUCUGAGCUGGCAUCGGAGUGGUCGAAAUUCAUUUGCGGCGCUGUAAAAUACCGUGAAUUGUACCGUAAGUGCGGAAAUAUUAUUUAUGUUUAAGUCUAACAUACCUGACUGAGAAUGUAAUACUACGCUUAAUAACAGAAUACACUUGAGUAAGUAUGCCAUAUUGCGUGAGUUUCUUCCAGCGAAUACGCGAAGUCACUGAAGACUUCGAUUUAACUGUGUUCUAUCACAGCAUUCGUUCUACAAUCGAAUUACAAAACAGCGCCAACUGCCGCUGUCACUUAUUCAUGGAACACGAUUACUAUCAAUGAGCCGAACGGUCGUAAACGAGGCGCAGAUUUCUUCAUGUCGUCGAAAUAUUCUUGUAGUGGAACAUGACUGUCUCAUGACAAAUGAGGCUUUCAAAAUUUUUAGUUCGAAAACUUUCGGCCUUUAAAAUAGGGAUUGUUCAUCAAAUUGUAAUAUUUUUUAUGCAAUUGAAUGUCUGUUUUCAGUCAUACGCAUUAAGCAAUAAUAGAGCAGUAAUAUGAUCAGUUUUCUGAAUACGCCACCCGGUAAAGCAUCAUCAUCGUAGGGAAUACAAUGCAUCCGCAUGUGACUGACGUCAUUCGUACUGGUGGCUCUAUCCGAGCAGGAACAAAAAUCGAAAUAAUGUCAAGCUUAGCUAAUGAAAACAGAAUUGCUUCAUGCGGCACAGCUAUUGACCUUGAUUUGGUUGGAGGAGUUCGUGAAAUAACAAUAAAUGAUAAUGAUAAAUUAUCUUGCAAGACAAAAAAUUUAUAUGAAACUAAUAUUUAAAAACGAGUAAUAUAAGUAUUGUAAUCAUAUAUUUUAGAA